AACAGUUCAAUACAUAGAGCGAUUCCUUUGUAGGAAUGGAAUUGCUUUCAACGUUGUGCGCUCAAAAAGUUUCAAAUUAAUGGUUGAAGCUAUUGGAAACUAUGGUCCACAUCUAAAGCCUCCUAGUUAUCAUGAGUGUAGAGUUCCUCUUCUUAAAAAGGAGUUAGAGUAUAUAAAGGAAAUGUUGAAAAGUCGUGAAGAAGAAAGAGAAAAAUGUGGAUGUUCAAUUAUGUCAGAUGCGUGGACGGAUAAAAAAAAUAGAACAUUGAUCAAUUUCUUAGUAAAUUGUCCAACUGGUUCUAUGUUUGUAAAGAGCAUUGAUGCAUCUGCUUAUAUGAAAACUGGAGAAAAGUUGUUUGAGCUCUUGGAUAGCUUUGUUGAAGAGAUUGGAGAGAAAAAUGUUGUGCAAGUAGUUACUGAUAAUGGAAGUAAUUAUGUAUUAGCCGGUAAGUUGUUGCAAGCUAAAAGACCACAUUUGUUUUGGACUCCAUGCGCUGCACACUGUAUUGACUUGAUAUUAGAAGACAUUGGAAAAAUACCUAGAGUCAAGAGAACAAUCCAAAGGGGAGUUACUCUUGUGGGUUUUAUUUAUAAUCAUUCAUUGACUUUGAAUAUUAUGAGGAAGUUCACCAAUAAAGCUGAAUUGGUUAGAUAUGGAGUGACAAGGUUUGCCACAACAUUCCUCACAUUACAAAGGUUGCAUAAUAAAAAAAACAACCUUAGAAAAAUGUUCACUUCCGAUGAGUGGUUAAAGUCCAAAACAGCCAAAGAAGCUAAAGGAAAAAGGGCAACAGACACUGUACUUAUGCCUUCUUUUUGGAAUGAUGUGGUUUUCUGUCUUAAGGCUAUGGGGCCACUUGUGCAAGUUUUGAGACUUGUUGAUAAUGAAAGAAAGCCUGCAAUGGGUUAUAUAUAUGAGGCAAUUGAUAGAGCUAAAGAAAGCAUUCAAAAUGCAUUCAAAGGAAAUGUAGACAAAUAUAAGGAGAUUUUUGCUAUAAUUGAUAGAAGAUGGGAGUGUCAACUUCAUCAUCCAUUACAUGCUGCAGGUUAUUAUCUGAAUCCUCAAUUUUUUUAUAGCAAUAAACAAAUUGAGAAUGAUCCUGAAGUUGUGGAAGGCUUGUAUAAAUGUAUUGAGAGGCUAUGUACAAGUGAAGAUGAUGUAGACAAUGCUACAGUUCAAUUGUCAACAUAUAGAAGAGCUGAAGGUCUCUUUGGUUUAAGUGGAGCAAAAAGACAAAGGGCUACAAUGGCUCCUGGUAAGAGAUUUGUUUAAUUUUUUU
Messenger RNA from Abrus precatorius (Indian licorice), 1280 nucleotides. RefSeq lists its product as uncharacterized. Bases 80 to 1273 code for a protein of 397 amino acids. The transcript is spliced from 2 exons. The record is from RefSeq and is a predicted model, not a curated record. NCBI's taxonomy places the organism in Eukaryota, Viridiplantae, Streptophyta, Magnoliopsida, Fabales, Fabaceae.